Micromonas pusilla CCMP1545 is the source of this 255-nucleotide messenger RNA. RefSeq lists its product as uncharacterized. Lineage: Eukaryota; Viridiplantae; Chlorophyta; Mamiellophyceae; Mamiellales; Mamiellaceae. The record is from RefSeq and is a predicted model, not a curated record. The transcript has a single exon. Bases 1 to 255 code for a protein of 84 amino acids.
AUGUGUACGCGACUGACACGUUUCUUCCCUCGGCCAAUGAUAAGGCCCGCGUUCGAGCCGUAUCUGUCGGGCGCCGCGAGCAGCGACGGAAGCGAGUGGGGCGCCGCCGCCGUCGCCGCCGCGAGCGGAGGAGGAGGAAGAGGAGGAGGAGGAGGAGACGCGCGCGCGCCGAGGGUGAGCGCGUCGAUCGCGGAGGGCGCGAAGCGCGUCGCGGAGGCGCGCGAGAGGACGAGGGCGUCGUUGGCGCGGCACUGA